UAUGUUUUUCAUUGGAUCCUUUUCGUCCCGGGGCGGUUGUCUUGGUUCGCCGGCGACCGAUGGAGUGUGCUGCGAGUGGCUUGGGGACGCGCUGCGUCGGCCCACCGACGCGGAGGUGUGGCAAUUGUGGCGCCGUGGCGUAUUGCUCCGUCUCUCAUCAGAGCUCGCAUUGGAGGUAUCACAAGGAAGAAUGCGAGAGGCUAGAAGAGCAAAUGCGUAGUGUUGAUCUGAUCAACGAGUUUCCAUUUACUUUCACUGAAGAAGCUACAGUUCAGAUUAGUCAAAAGGAAGUAAGCAGGUGCACUUUCCUCACCAAAAGGGACUUGCAUCAUGCUGGAAUGUGGAAGUAUGAGUGCAAAUGUGUAUCCUCCUCCACUGUUAGUUUUUCAGCUUAUGAUAGGUUUAGAAAUGAAGGUUGGCAUCUGCCUACCUCUUCUUGUCCAUGUCUUGGGCCUUUGUCUCCAGUGAUAAGCCAGCUAUGUAGUUGGAAGGAUUAUUACGAGUGGAGAAAGAUACCUCUUGCUUCUCCUGUUGCUCUACUUCUCCACUGGCCACUUACAAUAUAUCAUGCAAUCCAAUCCAUUGGGAUAGGGAACUUGACUCCCCGAAUAAGUAAUGAGCUUCGCAUACAUUAUCUUGGCCCUCAGAAAGAGCUUGGCCAACUUGGAGUCUUUGCUGAGCUUCAAGCACUCUUCCCUGGUCUAAGCAUUCGAUUACAACUGGUUGGACCUGACGUUCCCCAACAUAUGGAUGGAGAGAUAAUCUCCCUCUGCGGCUAUACCCCUUGCAUGGAAGAAGACUGUGAUUGCAAAUGUUCAAGUGAAAUUCUCAAACCCAGUAACAAAUCAGCUGUGUCGUUACAGCUUUAUCGAGGGUUUUACCAUGAUCGUUAUAGUGACAUAACAAAGGAUUCACCUCCUCCUCACAUAGUGAUUGCUCCAAACGCAGGAAUCGCAGCAUAUCCGAGCUGGUUACCAACUCUUGAACUAAUAAAAGAGAUGAAAGUCCGAGCUGUGUUUUCUGAUUACUGUGAAGAAGCUUGUCAUCUUGCGGCUUGUUGCAUUAGAACCAUCACAGGAGAACAACCUCUCUCGUUACCUAUUGGGUUAAAUCCAUUCAGACAGCCAAUGACGGUGGAAGAGAGUUCGCUGUUUAUACCUUGCUACUCAAACUGCUUCAUCUUCGCAAUCUAAAACUCUCCAAAAAAGCAUGGAUCGUCUCAUCAUCACUAGUUAGGCGUCGUUGUGGUGGUUUACAUUUAUUCCGAAGGAAAUGAUUGUAAAUCUAUAAUAUACAAUGAUUACGAUUUCCUAAGGUGGUUGUAUUUAUUUAUGUGGAUAAGGAGCAGCCAGCAUCUGCAUGCCAUCAUUGUAGCCAUUUAAUUCUUUAGGUGAAACUUUUAUCUCCU
This is a messenger RNA of Raphanus sativus (radish), 1408 nucleotides long. RefSeq lists its product as uncharacterized. NCBI's taxonomy places the organism in Eukaryota, Viridiplantae, Streptophyta, Magnoliopsida, Brassicales, Brassicaceae. The record is from RefSeq and is a predicted model, not a curated record. The coding region runs from base 60 to 1193 and encodes 377 amino acids. The transcript has 10 exons.